AUGUUCCGUCCUACGCCUGCUGUUCUAGGCGCAUUCCGUGCCACCUCGCGUGUUGCGUUCAACAAGCCCGCUUUUCAGCCUCACUUUGGCUCAGUUAACUCUCAGUACGCGCUCAAGUGGGUUCCUUCCCUCUUCUUUUGGGGCGCCACGGGCGGUAUGUUUGUGACGAUUGCGAUGAGCGGCGUGCCGCUGUUCAAGACCGAUGUGCUGCUCAAGACGCCGGUGGCUUCCUUCUUCGAGGACAAGACGCCCGACUGUGACAAGCCAUUCUGA
Messenger RNA from Malassezia restricta, 273 nucleotides. Its product is annotated as ubiquinol-cytochrome-c reductase complex subunit (QCR10). The transcript has 5 exons. Lineage: Eukaryota; Fungi; Basidiomycota; Malasseziomycetes; Malasseziales; Malasseziaceae. The record is from RefSeq and is a predicted model, not a curated record. Gene Ontology annotation, biological process: mitochondrial electron transport, ubiquinol to cytochrome c. The coding region runs from base 1 to 273 and encodes 90 amino acids.